Molecule: messenger RNA, 539 nt
Organism: Rubroshorea leprosula
Lineage: Eukaryota; Viridiplantae; Streptophyta; Magnoliopsida; Malvales; Dipterocarpaceae
Source: the annotation of a GenBank genome assembly
CUCAGGGGGAUACUCAAGGCUGGUUUGCUUGAGGAUACACCCAACUUUCUGCCUCAUGCACCCAACAGAAACUUUUGUCUCAUUUACUUCCAUUGAUGGCUCUAAGCAUGAAAUUUGGCCAGAAUCUGGGAAGCAGAUUUUUGAAGGGGAUCUUCGGCCUAAUGGUGAGUGGAUGCUUGUUGACAAAUGCCUUGGGUUGGGACUUGUCAAUCGCUUUGAUGUUAGUGAGGUGUUCAAGUGCUUCAUCGACUGGGGAGCGGGGAUGGUUAGCUUGGAAAUGUGGUCUGAGGAGCGACCUGUAUCGAAAGAAUCGCCUCUCAAAAUUUCCCACGAGUAUGAGGUGAGAGAAAUCUCUUAGGCACUCUACCAGUUAUAUGACUCGAAAUCUGGUCUAUGAUCUAUAUGGUAUCUACAGUAAGACAUACUUAAGGGAAGUCUUCUAGCACAUAUCUUUGAUGCUUCAAUGGUUGUUCAAAACUUUAUGAAGUUUCGGAGACCACUAUAAAUCAGCAUGGAAACGGACCCAUAUAUGAAAUCUC